Messenger RNA from Synchiropus splendidus (mandarinfish), 916 nucleotides. RefSeq names its product sushi, von Willebrand factor type A, EGF and pentraxin domain-containing protein 1. The record is from RefSeq and is a predicted model, not a curated record. Lineage: Eukaryota; Metazoa; Chordata; Actinopteri; Syngnathiformes; Callionymidae. The transcript is spliced from 5 exons. Bases 85 to 723 code for a protein of 212 amino acids.
ACGAGCGCACGCAAAUUCAGUAUGACGACGGCGAAAGUGAUGUCAUCUGGGACUGGUCUUUGAUGUCACUCGGGUUCCACCAUCAUGGCGCUGAACGUGAGCUGGUUCUGGCUCCUGGUUCUGGUCUUGGUCCACAGAGCUGGAUGUCAGAGUACAGAGCUGAUGGAGGACGCUGGUCUCGAAGCAGGAGACCAGGACUGGACUCCCAAACCGGACGUGUACUGGGCUGGAACGGCGCCACUCUGUGUGGGAGGCUGUAAGAACCGGCAUCGGGAGCUCCGACGAGACCCGUGUGGAGACUCCAGCUGCUGCUGGUUGGGGUACAAGUCUCUGUGCCGGGUCAACUGUGGGCGUCCUGACGUGGACUACAACGGUCUUCUCUAUGGAAAUGACUGGUGGGUGGGUUCUGUGGUGCGCUACUCCUGCCUCCCCGGGUUCAUGCUGCUGGGGAACUCAACCAGACAAUGCCAAGCCAGCGGCCGGUGGAGCGCCCGGCCCUCUUGCCUGCGGAUGUGCCAGAGGGGGCGUGUGGAGGUCAGCGAGCGGGAGCUGGGUGGAACGUGCAACUCCACUUGCGAGGGCAAGAGUUACCACGGCGUCCCCAAACAGGGCUGCACACGCAUCUUCAACUGCAGGAAGAAGGACACGGGCUGGAAGCGCUUCUUUGCUCACUGUGUGCCAUGCAUCUGCGAAUGCUCACUGGCGUGUGUGUCUACAGGGUAAAACACUGGAGCAGAUUGACAGGCUUGUGGAGAGAGGGGCGGAGCCAGAGCUGUGAGGUCAUUGGUUUUAUAAACUGAUUAAAAACUGUGUGGAGCCCUUUCAUUCAUUGACCCGAGUCUCACACUGAACACAAAAGUGUUGCCAAUUGAGUCUUGUUGAAUAAACACUGAGAAAAUAAAGUUUAUUUUUUUUU